UCUCCCUCCCAUUCAUUGGCGCAUUCUCUCUUUCUCUCUUUUCCGUCUCUGUUUAUCAUCUAGUUCUAUCUCUGUCUAUCUCAACUGAGUCAGCAGCCAUAUUGAUAGGUGGAGCUGGGCCGUGUUGAUGUAUUUGCUAAAAUGUUGGUGGGCUGCAAAUUGAAAGCCUCCCACCCAAUGUAAGCUCUAACUAACAAUGCUUGAAAAGCAUUUUCGCCCCCAAACUAGCCCAGUCGAAAUUCUGGAGUUUGGGCCGUCAUUUGUAGCCUUUUGAUCACAGGGUUUGUCGGCACCAAAAGCAAAAUGCCGCCUCCUCCCCCACCAGGACCUCCGCCUCCACCAGGUCCACCCCCUCCCCCUGCGAUGCCAUCUCUGUCGCUUGGGGGGUCAGGGGGUGCUGAUGGCCGUGGUAUGCUUCUGCAGUCGAUCCGAGCGGGUACCAAACUUAAAAAAGUAGAAACAGUUGACAAAUCUGCCCCACUGAUUUCGGGAAAGGUUGGUGGGAGCAAUGGGUCACCCUCUCCACGUGUUGCAAGCGGUGGUAGCCCUGGGCCUGGGCCAGUGCGUGCACCUCCCAACGGAUUGGGAGGGCUUUUUGCUGGUGGCAUGCCCAAGUUAAAGCCCACAGGAAGAAGUCGAGGAGGGGAAAAUGCAUCAGCAUCAUCUCCCGCUCCUUCAUCUCCUGCUGCAUCAACGCCUCCACCCCCUCCAUCAGAAGCUCCAAAAAGACCUUUCCCGGGCGAUGUCAAGAAUAGGGGCCCUCCCCCACAGCCGCCUCCAGCAAAUCAGAAGCCAACAGGGCUCGCAACUAGUACUUCAGAUUCAGUUUUAACUGACCGAAGCCAAAGGACUGCUCCUGUUCUUCCUAAUAAACCACCUGUAGGGGGUUAUGGAAAGCCUAAUGUUGCCCCAAAACCACCUGGUAUGGCACCAAAUCCUCCCAGUACUCCUCCUAAUACUGCAUUGAGCAAACCAUCACCACCAAUGAAGAAAGUAGCAAACGGUGGUCCUAAACCUGCAGUGACUAGGGCGCAGAGUGUCAGAGUGCCUCGGUCACCACCAGUCGUACCUCCCACUGGCCCCAUGUUCCCGACUUCACCUGCCAGCCAGGGGGAUUUGAGCAGAUCGGGCCUGCCUUCUUUCCACCAAUCUCAAGACUCCUUGCACUAUAAAGUCUCCAAUCCGCCUCCCCCUCCAAGAACAGCUACUUUGCCUCCGAACUUCCACAAACCCACAGCGCCGGCCCCACCUCCGCCCACGAAUCGUCCCCGGCCCCCUAUCGCCCGCCCCCCGCCGCCCCCGACGAGGCCCGUACCACCGCACGUGCCUCCGCCUCCGCCGCCCACCGCGGCGCCGCCCCCGCCCCCGCACCGCACGGCCCCGGUAAAAGCCUUCCCACCUCCGCCGCCCAGUCUCAAUGUUGCCCCACCUCCACCUCCCACAAGGAACUCAUCCAUGAGAAAUGGAUCGUCCACGUCGAGUUUAAGUGACUUAGAGGCUCGCUUUUUGGAUUCAUUUCAUGGCAUCCAUGAAUUUCCUGCACCACAACCAUUCAAGAACUGUUCCAAAAUAUACAAUAGCAGAACAACUGCCAAGCAACAGGCUCCUCAACCUCCUUCACAUCAUUUACAGCUGUCAGGGGCCUCAUGGGGUCACAAUACAUCAAGUUGCUAGCAUCGGCUUGAGGCACCGCCCCAAACUACUGCAUGCCAGCAACUUUGGAAGUGUAGGCAAUGGUGGAGUCAGUGUUUGCAUUUUAAAUGGAGGUGGUGUCGUAAAUAAUUGUCAGUGAUGCAUAUCAUCGAGUGCAACCCAUAUAUAUAUAUGUGCUACAACUGCAAUUACUUGAGAUGGUUUAAAUUGCUCAAAUGUAAGAUGUUUUCUGUUAUUCUCUACAUCACUAUGUGAAAUCUAUUGAAUAUCAGUGCAGGGUACAUUAGUUUCCCAGCAGGUCAAAUGUAUUUCACAGAUGUUAUUUGUUUCAAGUUUUGUCAACUUACACGAUUUUUAAAUCUUACAUUUGAGCUUGAAUGGUAUUGUUGUCUUCAUAUUAAAAGCAGCAGGCUCUGACGUUGUUGGAAUGCCCUUGGCUUUUUCCAUUUUUCAAGGCAUCUUUUGUACCCAUCAAUUUUUUUUUUUAAACUUAUUUAUCCUUCCAUAUAUUGUAUUAGAACUACCCAAGGUCAUAAGCAAUAUUAGCAUAAUCUUUUAAAUGAUUACUUCAUUCUUAUUGGGACUUUCAAAAUUGGUGUUACCAAUAGGAAUUUUAAGGCUAGUGAAAGAUGCCAAAAGCUUAUAUUCUGCCCAUCUUUUGUCAUGUGAAUGACUUAGUUUGAUGUAUUCUUCUGUAGGGUGUUAUGUUAAGCCAUCCUCCCGACUACCCUGUUCACUGGGUUUUAUUUCGCUCUUUCUUUUCUGACCCAUUUGCCUUUGAAGGCUUUUAGUUCUGGCCCAGCAAAGGGUCUGUUUGUCUUGUGCUCACAUAUAUGCAUUUUCUUUGCGCUGCAGGCUUAUUUAUUUCCUAUCUGCUUAGAUAUAAGACUUCUUUGUAAAUUAUGUAAAUAGUUUGUUGUAAUGACUGUAACAGAUUUUAAAGUUAAGUUUGUUGUACUAAAUUUUUGCUCAACAUGUGAAUGAGUUUAAACAUAAUCAGGAUCAAAUAAUUCAUCUGAAGACUGCUCUUUUAAAAGGAAUACUUGUUGUUGAUGCUUCAGUUGAUAUUCAACUGCAAAACUUUAUAUUGUUGUUGAAAUGUUAGAAACCUUCCCCUUAAAACUGGGUUGUGCUGCUUUGAUCGCAAUACUGACAUUGGCUUUAGUUUCUCAUAUAUAUGAUGUCUUUCAUGGAAUCUGUCUGAGAAACUGACUGCUUUUAUUGACUAACUAUUCUUCUAUGAAGUUGACAGGUGACAUCUUAUGCAUUUGUUGAACAAAGGUAAACUGUGCAGUUAUGGCUGUGUUAGAUAUUAUUCUCCAUUUGUUAAAAGCUAUGCACAAAAUUAAAAGCUUUAUGUAAGCUUGACUGUUAUUAAGUUCACUGUAUUUAGGCUGAAAUUGUGUGUGUUCUGUGGAUUGGUUACUGCAAUCAAAAGUCGAGGUCCUGCGGCAAACUCUUUGUGAAGCAUAAAGUAUCAAGAGUUGGUUGUAAACCACCCUGUUAAUAGUUCUCUACAGAUUUUUUUAUUAUUAUUUAUUUUUCCAAAUUUUGCACUUUAUUUUUCUUUUUUUGCUCAAAACUGGUGUUUUACUCAGUUGUGUCAAAUUAGAACAGUGUGAACUCUAUUUAUUUGGUGUACAGUAUUCUUUUAUAGAUAUAUAAAUUUUUUGAAUCCAGUACCUUUUGGCAUUUUACAAUUAAACUAUAAGUGCUAUAUAGCUCUGUAUUACAAUUUUUAUCCUAAACAAUCUUGUUUAACGUCUGAGUAUUUUUGUUUUCCUCUUGAGGUGGAACAUAAUAGUAUUUUUGAGUUUUGUACCACUGCCGAAUAUUUUGUCUUGAGUUUUUUUUUCCUUAGAUACGCUUUCAUUUUUGGUCCGAAGCAUCUCUGGAUGAUGGCACAAUUGCUUUGUAUUCUGUCUCUGACACAUAAAAUACCUGCACCUGAGUGUAGUUUCAUAAUAGUCAUCAAAAUUGAUAGGUAGUAUGUUUUUUUUUUAAAUCAUGCUCUUUUUGUAUUAGUUUUCAGUGAAAUAUGGCUUAGCUUCUGUAACAAGCCUUCUUCAUCUAUGUUUUUCUGUUUUCAAGUUCAAUUUCGCUUUUUUGUUUUGACUGAGGUUUUAGAGUGUGUUUUUACCUAACUGCUGGUACCUUGAUACUUAUUCAAUCAAGUUAUUAACCAUGGAAGUGGUUAACGUUAUGUUGGAAAUGUUUAGAAAAGAGGUUUGAAAAUGUGCUAAUAGGAUCUGGUUGGUUUGAGGAACAUUUCACUCAAGUUCCUGAUGUUUUCCCCAGUGCUUAAGUGUUAAAUAGUUGUUACAAUCUUAAGAAAGGAAUCAGACCUUGUGCCUUUAGUUUAAUUCUGUGAUGAGAAAUGUGGAUGGGGUACUAAUAAUUAUGAGUAAGAAACUUCUCCUACUCAGUUAAAAUAUUUGCAUUCUACUAAUUCAUUCCUAAUGUGAAAGAUAUUCAUGUGCCUGGUAAACGACCGUGUCGGAUAUGAGGGUUGGCAUUCAUAUUCUGGCAUGCUACCUUUAUGUACCUCAUCUUAAGUUUGUUUCUAAAAAAAAGUAUUUAAAGUAGACUAUUGCAAGUAUAGAGACCUUCUAACUGUCACUUUCAUUCUUUCCUAUAUAGAUAAGAAUGAUUUGUGUUUUGAAAGUUCAGUGGACAUUUCAAUUUUGGUCUGCAGGGAUGGAACGGAGUAAGAUAUUUUGAGGUGUCUCUGAAAUGGUGCCAGUCCAGUGCGUUUGGUUACGUCUUGUUAGUGAUACUUAUCUAGCUGCAUUGUCUGCAUGUAUGAAACGUGGACUUCUUUCAAGAAAUCCAUUGAAUGGCAUAUGCCCAGUGUGAGUGCCACAGCGCCACAGAAGGCACAGCACCAGUAAGCAAGCCUGAGGCCACUUUCUUGUUUUGUAGGCCCUUUUCUUCAGUCCUGUUUUUUAUCCAGGCUUGCUGUCAGGUUUGUGGCAGUGUGUGAUUUGUGACCAAGCUUCUGAAGCAGCAAUGCUUCACCUAGUCAUAUUUUUUCUCUUUGCAGUAUAGGGUAAACUAUACAGUUAUCGGCAGGGGUACAGUUAUCGUCAUCUCGGCAAAUAAUUGGGUCCUGCUCCUGCAAGUACGCGUCCGUUAGUGAUGCGGCCAAUGCAGGUCGCUAGAGACACCUUUUGAGCAUGCAGGACCGAGACAGCAUCGCGUUUGACUGAGCAUGUCAGCCAACAGAGCCACGUUUCUUGUCAAGUGCAGAAUGAAGCCGCUUCGGCCGCCCGUUCUUAUCUUCUAUGCUAGGAACAGGGGUUCAAUCUUUCGUUAAAUUCGUGAAUGUGGGCGGGAAUAAACUAUUCUCUUUGCCAGGUUCCUUCUCCCCAUCUAUUGAAGAGGGCAUACUGUGCUUGGCGCACAGAAAUUCCUCUUGCUUGUCUUCAAUCGGGGGGUGCCGAUAACUGUACCCAAGAAAUCACCCCAAACACAGUUAUCGUCAGGGUGGCCUCAAACUUCUCUGCUGUUUCGGGCAUCGUUGGGGAGUGAAUAUUCUGGUUCAUUAAGACCAUAGGAGGACCCCUACUAAAUUUGAACGAAAUCGGAUCACUUUUUCCCAGUGAUCUACGUGAUUUACGAGAUGUCCUCCUCGGUGCUUUGGAAGGUUGUUAUUUCGCAACUCAUGGUGCUAGUAGUCUGUGAGUCUAAAAAGAAGAGCCCAAGAGGCAUAACAGAAGAGAGAGGGGGUUCGUGACAUGUCGAGGGGUGAUAUAGAGUGCCUGUGACGACUGUUAAAAAUUUUCGUCGCUUUCGGUCAUGUUUUGCCUUUUAAACAAGGCGUGCCGAUAACUGUCAUAUUGGGUGCCGAUAACUGUAUUUUGGCUGCCGAUAACUGUGUUUUCGGUAACCAUUUUCUCAGGUCAAAUAAGAGCGACACAAAAAGUUUUUCGUGAAAUCUUUAUCAGCCACUUCGUUGACUAGAUCCUUGUGAGGUGUCUGGAACAAGUCGCACGGGUCUAAAUGUCAUAACCUACCCUAGAGGCCCUUGAAAAGAAAGUGAUGCUCUUAAACUGACGGUAACUGUAUACUUUACCCUACCUUGGCAAAUUGUUAAGAAGUUGUAAUAUGUAGCGCUGCUUUCGCAGCUUUUAAGUCUUAAAUCUGACCUGUAUAAACAAUUAGCAAGCUCUAGAACAUUGUAAAUAACCAUCGAAUUUUGUACAGUGAUAUAAUAAUCCAUGCAUGUAAUCAAAUGUGCAAAGGGUUAAAUUCUACUCUUAUUUUUGUUCUUGUACUCGAGCUAGAUAUUGUAAUAUAUGUAUCAAAUAAAUAAAGUAACAUAUCUUGAGUAA
This is a messenger RNA of Thrips palmi, 5987 nucleotides long. Its product is annotated as WAS/WASL-interacting protein family member 2-like. The transcript is spliced from 9 exons. Bases 304 to 1674 code for a protein of 456 amino acids. The record is from RefSeq and is a predicted model, not a curated record. NCBI's taxonomy places the organism in Eukaryota, Metazoa, Arthropoda, Insecta, Thysanoptera, Thripidae. Gene Ontology annotation, molecular function: actin binding.